This is a messenger RNA of Polyodon spathula (Mississippi paddlefish), 3148 nucleotides long. RefSeq names its product FAST kinase domains 1 (gene fastkd1). NCBI's taxonomy places the organism in Eukaryota, Metazoa, Chordata, Actinopteri, Acipenseriformes, Polyodontidae. Gene Ontology annotation, cellular component: mitochondrial matrix; ribonucleoprotein granule. The transcript is spliced from 15 exons. Gene Ontology annotation, molecular function: RNA binding. The record is from RefSeq and is a predicted model, not a curated record. Gene Ontology annotation, biological process: mitochondrial RNA processing; regulation of mitochondrial mRNA stability. Bases 634 to 3087 code for a protein of 817 amino acids.
CUUGCUUUAAUAUAUAUGGCUUUAAUAAAAACACUUUCCUGAGACCCAUUGUCUAUAGAAUUUAAAUGUUACAGACUAGCUAUACACAUGUCCUUUGAAAUUUCUGAUAGAUUCAGAUAUGGGUAUAUGCAUUCAAGCAUUACGGGCAAUAGAAAUAUGCUCAAAAUAUAGAGGAUGCCUAAAUGGCAGUUACGUGAACAGGCCAUUUGCUAACACAACUGAACGUUUUUCUUACAGUACAGUUGUAGGUUGCAGUAUGAAUGAAAUUUAACUUUUUGCCUACACUUAAUGUAAUAAAGCUAUGUAACACUGAUACACUAUCCGGUUAUUGUAUCCCGACUGUAACAUUUUAAGGGAUAGUUUCACACGUGGGAUACGGGCGCACACACAGACUUUACAAUCCAACACAAUACUGUGAAAGUCAAACUCAGCCAGGCCUGUGCUGUGUGAUCUCUCUGGUCAUGAACUACUGAAGAUGCCUUCCAGUACGACUAAAUUGUUGUUAGUUUACAUGCUGAUUGAUUGAAGCACUCAAACUUCUGCCUUCAAACCACAAAGUCUAAACAAUGAGGACUUCACAAUCGAUUUUCUGUUCAUACGCAUACGUAGGGUGCAGUUGACUGUUUUCCUGGAAUGUUUCGGCUGAGGGGUUUGUGCCAUGCCUCAAGGAGGCUACUCCACUCUCGGGCGACGGGCAGUGAUCAGCUCCUGGACCAGCUAGUUAGCUGCACAAGUGAAGAUCAAGUGUUUGAUGUUGUGGGGAAGAACAAAGCCAAACUCUCGGAGAAGCACGUGGGCUGUGCAAUGAGCCUGCUUUGGCAGUUUCAGAAGGAGAAGCCAGAGAUGCUGCGGACAGUUGAAUUUGUAAGAACUCACCCACAGUUCCUCACCUUGCGUGUGCUGGCUGAAAAUAAGAUUCAGCUUCUGGAUGACGAUACUCUAGUGGACCUCCUUUACAAUGCACUGAGGUUACAUGUGGAACCUUAUGAUUCCCUGAUUCAAGAGCUGGUUACAGAGGCGUGGGUAAGAAUAGAAAAAUUCAGUAUGUCCACACUGUCAAAGUUCGCUGUAUGCAUAAAUGACCAGCACAUGCAGCACAGUACUCUAAUGGGUAAAAUCACCGAUAUUGUGAGCCAGAAACUAGACAUUGUGCACGAUGCCAGAGUUCUUUCCACGCUGAUGAUAAGUGUGUCACCCCUUGCCUCUCUGCGGCUCCGGGACAGAUUGAUAGAAAAGGCUGAGUCUCUCCUAGAUACCAUGGAUCAGUCCCGCUUCAAUAAUACCCGGAGAGUCGUGCAGUUUCUCCGUAAUGUCAAGUACAGUUACAGGCCCUUGCUGGAAAAAUGCAACAGGGUCUUUCUUCUCAAUCUGAAAGAUCUGGACGCAGAAAAUUUUAGCAUUAUCCUGGGCCUCUAUCAGUCUCUCCAAUUCAAUAACUGUGACUUUCGACUGGCUGCUAAGCAGAGGCUGACUGAGCUUAUCGACACCUGCACUGAUCCUGUUAGUUUUACCAAACUCUUUGCUGCACUUGGACCUAUGGCUGCACAGGAGACCAGAGAAAGACUGGAAAGUGCUGCAUUAUUACUGGCUGAGGAGCUAAAUUGUCAGCAGGCUCUAGCAGUAGUAGAGACGAUGGAGGAAAUGGAAUGCAGAAACCCACAGCUAAUUAGCAAAGUUGCAGCAUUUUUCUACAAGAAUUUAAAUGCUUAUAAACCUGUGGAGAUAGCAAGGUUGACCCAAGCCCUGAUACUACUUCACUGUCAGAAUCCAGAGCUGUUCACAAAGCUGAGAAGUUUGCUGGUGAGGUACUUGCAGGUCAGUGUUGUUCCCUACGAGGUGACCAUGUUGACCCGGGUCCUCUCCAUGCUUCCUUCCCCUCGGGUAGAUGAGGUGGUGACCUCCCGAGUGGACGCUGUCUUGCCUCAGUGUAACCUGAGCGAUUUAAACGCUUUUGCUGUGGCUAUUGCCAAGUGGGUUCGGAACGACCCCUCCUACCGGCACACCACCUCCAGCGUUUAUGUGAAACUGCUGCAGAAGCUGAACAGGUGUGGCCUGGACCGGCUGCAGAAAGCCGACAGUCUGGAUCUACUCUUGGAGGAGCUAAAGUACGCCUCUGGAGAGUGGUUUGAAGAGAUACUUCUCGAGGAAACGAUAGUCACUUUGCAGAGGUUAAUAGAUCAGGUGACGUGGACUAAUGUGCCAGAGCUUGCCCUUUUCUUAACAAGAACCAACCAUCUCUGUACCCCGCUGCUCGACAGAAUCGCCACUGUGACGCUUGAACACAUUGAUAAGAUUCAUUAUUCAGCAACAUACGCCACACUCCUGCCCUUCGCUGUGCUGGACUAUGAUCCACCCCAGGGUGAUGAGUUUUUCGAGACCUGUAUUCAACGCUUCAAACCUCAUUUAAGUUCGUUUGAUCCCCACCUGUUGGUGCUGCUGGCAUACUCUCUGGCUGUUGCAGACUGUUUCCCAGAGGAAUUAAUAAGAACCAUUUUCAAUGUGGAUUUCCUAUCUAAGCUGGAUGCUCAGCUUGAAACUCUUCCUGAUGCCUUGAACAUGCGAAUCAGAUUACGGCUGAUGGAGCUAAAUAGAGCCGUCUGCCUGGAAUGCCCAGAAUUUCAGGUCCCUUGGUUCCAUGACAGAUUCUGCCAGCAGCUGCAAAGGAAAGGCAAUGGUAAUGCAAGUGCAGUCCAGCAGCAAAUUCAUAAAAUGCUGGGGGAGAUUCUGGGAGGGAUUAACUAUGCCAAAGUCUCUUUGCUCACGCCUUAUUUCUAUGCAGUCGAUUUUGAAUGUGUUCUUGAUAAAAACAAAACUCCUCUCCCAUAUGUGGAGCAAAGCCCCCUUCUGAUAAGCGAGGGGAGGAAGGUGCAGUGGGGAACACUCACUCAGUUAAAGGAAAGAAGAGAACUGCCCCCAGGUGCAGAGCGUAUUAGUUUUUCACUCAUUUUAAAGUGUAUUGUUCCAAAAGAAAUUGUGGUAAUUUUGUUUCAACAGAUUCCUCACUUUGAAUGGAACUCAAUGGAACUCUCAACACAGGAUGCAUGGAAGGAAUACCUACGAAAGAAGCUGUUUACAGAUCAUUUGUAAUGUGAAUGGCAUUUAAAAAAAAGUUUCAUUAUAAAUAACUAUUUAAUAUGUAUAUUAGAUA